GGUCUCCACCAAUGCAGUGGAAACACAAUUUCUCUGUGGCCUAGAGGUAGCAAAAGGUUAAACCGGUGAAAUCAAGCGGCCACCAGACUGAGGACAGACACACGAACAGGAGCCUGCAGAAAUGUCUCCCUUCGAAAACAGAGGACUAAUGCUGGGCAUAAUGGCAGGGACUGCUGGAUUAAGCCUGGUGCUGGUUUGUUACCGCAAGAUCCGAAAGCCUGGUGCAGCUGUGCGUAUUCGAGGGUUGCAGGAUAUAGGUAACAGAAUUAAUUCUAUGGUCUUGCCAAAUGAGGCUCCUAAUGACCAAGGAGCAGUAAUGGUUUUACAUAGAAGGCAACUGCAGAUACUAGAAAAAUUGAAUGGCCUGCUACUAAGUGUGGACGAACUGAAGAGAGAGGUGGAAUUUCUGAAAGAAGCUAUUCCAAAACUUGAAGAGCUUGUUCGAAAUGAGCUUCAAGGAAGUGGUGAUGUUCAGAGAGUUAGCCCAUCACACAGAGCAACAAGGCGGAGAAAAGCAGAGACAGCUCCUAGUGCAAGAGAAACUACCAGCUCUGAGGAGGCAGAAAGUGAAGGAGGUUACCUUACCGCUCAUACUGAUUCUGAAGGAGACUCCGAGGAAGAAAAGAGAUGGAUGAAAUCACCUGAUACCAUGGUGGAAUCAGAAGAAGAUGAAGACUUGCUUAAUUUUUUACAGCAGGUGGACAAUUUGCACAAGGGUUCAGAGCUUGAUAAAAAGGAGGGCUUCAGACUGCUGCUUGAGAACGAUGACAAGUACGAAAACUGUGUGGACUUUCUUUGGAGGCUUGCACGUGCUUAUGGAGAUCUGUUUGAAAUGACUACUGAUGCUGAGGAGAAGAGGAAAUAUGUAACUGAUGGAAAGAUUAAAGCUGAAAAAGCUAUUCAACUGGAUGCUGGGAGUGCUGAGAGUCACCAGUGGUUUGCAAUUAUGUGUGGCUAUAUGUCUCAGUUUGAAAGUGUACAAAACAAAAUCAGGAAUGGUUAUCUCUUUAAGGAGCAUCUAGACAAGGCAAUUGAACUUAAGCCUCAAGAUCCCUUUUUAUAUUACCUGAAUGGAAGAUGGUGCUAUUCAGUAGCUCAGUUGUCGUGGCUUGAAAAGAAAGUAGCUGCUGCUCUCUUUGGGACUCCACCAACUUCAACAGUAGAAGAAGCAUUGCAGAAUUUCCUUAAGGCAGAAGAAAUGCAUCCAGGAUAUUCCAAAUGCAAUUAUGUGUAUUUGGCAAAGUGCUAUAAAGAUCUUGGCCAGAAAAGCAAUGCACUGAAGUGCUGUGAUUCUGCACUGUCAAUUCUCUCAGUUACUAAUGAGGUGGGUAUUGAGAGUGAUAACUUGUUCCCUUGUGACUGCUCUCUUGUCUUUGGCAUCCAUUAUUGCACUGCCGGUAACAACAUAAUGUUUCAGUUUUUCCUCUGAACACAGAACAUUCCUUUUUCCUCCACUCUAGGUUGUCUCAUUACAGUUGUUUGUAUCAACAGCUUUAAAAAAAAUUUGUUUGGGGAACUGUCAGGGACUUGUCCGUAUCAGAAAUUGAACUGUACUCUUUGUAAUUCAACCCACUUCAUUAGAUCAUCUUGAGCAUAAGCAGUUGAGUGUGUCACUCUAGCUGUGCUGAAAUUUUGCCCCAGACCUAUGCUUUUCUCAAUUGAAAGCACUCUGGAUUUUUGUCCUACGGUCUCUGUCUCUGCUCCUGAAAGCCUCUGAUUUGUGAUUCUUGUUAAGGGCAGUAUGUCAACUACAGCAGAGGCAGAUGAGUUAUUAAAGAUUGGCUUUGUCUUCAACCACAGGGCAGAGGGCAGUUAAGGGGGCACAGUUCUUCAAGUCACAUCUGCUGGCCUAGAGUUUGUUCUAAGAGGUUACUAGAUUCCUCUUCAGGCCCAUUACAGUAUUUUAGGCCCAUUAGAGCAUUUUUGGUAUGUGGACAAAAAAUUUCUACAAAUAUUUGAGAGAUUUUAAGUUGUUUAAUUUCUCAAAUAUAAACCAAGUCAUGGCAAGAAGGUUCACUCUGUCUGAUCUCAUGUAGAAGCAAGUUCCAUAACUGACCUAUGACUGGAAACAUCUUACCAUCCUAGAGCAUGACGAGUUCAAACCUGAGCUUUUUCAGCCUAAGGGACCCCCUCUGAGCACAGCAGAUGUUGU
Molecule: messenger RNA, 2152 nt
Organism: Camarhynchus parvulus
Lineage: Eukaryota; Metazoa; Chordata; Aves; Passeriformes; Thraupidae
Gene: RMDN2
Product: regulator of microtubule dynamics 2
Exons: 10
Coding region: 122-1429 (435 amino acids)
Cellular component (GO): cytoplasm; spindle microtubule; mitotic spindle pole
Molecular function (GO): microtubule binding
Source: RefSeq, a predicted model, not a curated record